This is a messenger RNA of Penicillium argentinense, 1137 nucleotides long. RefSeq lists its product as uncharacterized. Lineage: Eukaryota; Fungi; Ascomycota; Eurotiomycetes; Eurotiales; Aspergillaceae. The coding region runs from base 1 to 1137 and encodes 378 amino acids. The transcript has 4 exons. The record is from RefSeq and is a predicted model, not a curated record.
AUGGGAUUGCAGGAGACGUUCCCUGCAUAUGGAGGGCGCGGGCCCGGUGAUCUCCGGAUCGGUCUCGGACUGGGGGCUGUCGCCACUAUCUUCAUGAUCUUGCGUGUCUACGUGCGACUGCGUGUGAAUAAAUUUGGGACCACUGCGUUGAUUUGGGCGCUUAUUGCCUGGUUGUUGACGACCAUCACUCAAUGCUUCGGCAUCAUAUCGAUCCUCCAUGGACUGGGAAACAGAAUUGCAGUGGUUGAAGCUACUGGCCAGCUGGGCAAUUACCUGCUUUUCACAUGGAUCACCGUCUUCUUCUUCAACAUGGCCAUUCCGACUGGCAAAGUUGCUGUGGCCGCUUUCCUGAUUGAGAUGAAUUCGCAAAGCAACCCGAAAACCAGACGCAGUUUGAUCGUAGUUGCUGCGCUGAAUAUCAUCCUCAGCAUUCCCCAGAUCUUGCUAGCCUGGUUCCAAUGCAGCCCUCCGGACGCGCUUUGGGAUCCUUUGCGACAGGGCCAAUGCCAUCACGAAACCAGUGUCCGCUACAGCUACUUCAUCGGCGCCGUUGCUGCACUUUCCGAUUUCUAUCUUGCCAUCAUCCCGGUGACGAUGCUGGCCCCACUGAGGCUCGGUCGCAAGUUGAAGUGGGGAUUGAGCUUCCUGAUGGGACUAGGGGUGUUUGCCGGAGCGGCGGCAAUCGUCAGAUCCUGGGCUGCCAAAUUCAUUCUGAGCGAUGAUCCUUCAUAUGGUGUCGGCAUUCUUUUCCGCUGGGGUGAAGUCGAAGAAUGGAUCAUUCUCAUCUCCAUGUCGAUCCCACCCGUCUGGCCACUCUUCCGACCCCUAACACGACACUUCAUCAAGUCCAGCAACUUCUCUCGCAGCCCUGACAACUACAAUGGUUACAACAAGUACGCGUCGAUGAGAGGGGACCUUGCCACGUCCGGUCAAACUCCUGUCGUCACUACCACCAUUUCCAUUUCGUCCAAUAAGGGACCUGCCGCCGAUGCCGAGACUGUCCGUGCAUCAUCGUCUGCUUCAUCUGUGACCAGAUUCGAUGAGGAGGAGGCGGAGACACCUCACACUAUCUUGAGUGGUCCCGGCGGUCCAGAGGGAUGGGUCGAAAUGUCUCAUUAUAAGAAGCAUCCUCAAUGA